Molecule: messenger RNA, 1983 nt
Organism: Stereum hirsutum FP-91666 SS1
Lineage: Eukaryota; Fungi; Basidiomycota; Agaricomycetes; Russulales; Stereaceae
Exons: 8
Coding region: 13-1983 (656 amino acids)
Molecular function (GO): nucleic acid binding; zinc ion binding
Source: RefSeq, a predicted model, not a curated record
ACUGCUGCCAUUAUGGCUACUUCUACCAGUGUUGAAAUAAUUGACCUUACCAAUUCACCGCCCCCCGAACCAAUCACGAUCGACGAUUCCGACAAUGAACUACCGUUACCGGAACCUGAUACUCUCUCACCGAACAAGUCCAAGUCACGGUCCAAGAGGGAAAAAUCGCGUAAAGCUUCUAAAUCGCGCAAGACUACUAUUACUGAAUCACCUCGCCGAGUUGAACGCGCCGGGGCGCGUGACGCGAAGGAUGGGCGGCGGGACGAGAAACGAGAGGACAAGGCAUCGGGACGGAUGAAGAAGUCGUCAGCGGAGCAGAUAGGCAAUCAAGGAAGCGAGGCUCAAGGUGGAAGAGAAGAAGGGGAAGUCGAAGAGGAGGCGUCUGGUCGUUCAAAGAAGAGAGAGAGGAAACACCGCAGCGGGGAAGACGAACAGGCCUUGGAAAUCGCGGACGACCAGCUAUUCUUUAUCGACACAAAACCUAUCGCAGUUCCUCGGGUCGAUGAGAAUCAGACCGCUGGGCCAUCCACAAACACAUUACUUUUGGGAGCACCAUCUAAACCGGACUCUGACGCUUCCAAGUUGCUUUUGCCUGCUCAUGUCACUAUAUGGGACCUUGACUUUGGUGUCGACUCUGCGGCACCUGUGGACAUCAUUCUUCCCACCGAAAAAGACUCGGAUACUGAGUCAUAUAUAGAACAUCUUGACUACGAUGAUCGUCCAGCACAGCGAUAUUUUGAUGAACAGAAGGCCGAGGACUCUAAGCCGACGAGCUUCGUAUGUAAGAAGUGCGGUGUCAAGAACGAUCACAAGACUUGGGAGUGUCGAACACAAAUUUGUUUGACGUGCGGGGCUCGUGACGAGCAUUCAACUUAUGGCUGCCCGGUUAGCAAAGUUUGCUUCACGUGUAAUAUGAAGGGGCAUUUGAACAGGGAUUGUCCAAAUCGCGCAAUUGCACACUCCAUGGCUGCGGACAAAUAUCAUGAUUGUGAUCGUUGUGGGUCGCAAAACCAUACUACACAAGAAUGUCCAACUUUGUGGCGCCAAUAUGUCUAUGUCACCGACAACGAGCGAAACGAUAUCUUGAGACAGCGAGAAGAGAUGCGAGCACUAGGACUCGGCCAGGGUGGCGAAGGGUACAUCGCGGGAGAUGAUUGGUGUUACAAUUGUGGAAGCGCUAAUCAUCUAGGCGAUGACUGCGAGGUCCUUCGACAUCCACCCGACUUCCCCAUAGAGCCGUCCGCGUUCAGCUCCUACAACACACUUUCUGGGCCUUUCUCCGACUCACCCGCACAGAUCGAGCGCCAUAGACGCGAACUUCGAGAUUGGGAGAACGACACCACCAUUCCGGACCGCUGGGACUCUAACGCUCCUAACAACGUUGGCAGACAAGCGAAGGACAAGAACAGAGCCCGACUGGCGCAGCGUGCACAGGAACUCGAGGAAGACGAAGGUGACGACUGGUUUGGCAACCCUAGGAACGCUAGGAGUCGAGGCGUACCACCUUCUGCACCUUCAGGCCCUCGCGAUCGCAGCAAGAGCGGUGGUGGUGGAUUUGGAGGAUUUGUGCAAGGCCCGGCACCUGCAAAGAAGAUGACAUUCGGCAACUUUGGGCAGAAACAGGCGGAUUCAUCCUCUUCGAGCCGUGGGCGCGACUAUGGCAGGAAUGUGGACGAAGGACGGUCGAGGAAGCCAAGCCUUGUAGAGCGGCUGCAGGGUGAUGGCGAAUUGAAGAUACGGGGCGCAUCGUCUUCUUCGUCGAGUAAGCGGAAGUACGAUGAUCAUCGAGAUGACGAGCGUGGGUACUAUAGGGACAACAGGAGAGACAGGGAGAGCGAUAAGGAGAGAAGGAGGGAUUGGGACAGAGAGUAUGAGCGAGCAGAUCGGGAUCGUUAUGGCCAUCGUGACGGUGGGUAUAGCGGUGGGUACAGCGGUAGUAGACGAGACGACAGGGGGCCGAAGUACAAGGGGACUAUCAAGUAG